This is a messenger RNA of Thalassophryne amazonica, 1772 nucleotides long. RefSeq names its product tripeptidyl peptidase I (gene tpp1). The transcript is spliced from 13 exons. Bases 54 to 1745 code for a protein of 563 amino acids. NCBI's taxonomy places the organism in Eukaryota, Metazoa, Chordata, Actinopteri, Batrachoidiformes, Batrachoididae. Gene Ontology annotation, molecular function: tripeptidyl-peptidase activity; serine-type endopeptidase activity. Gene Ontology annotation, biological process: proteolysis; central nervous system development. The record is from RefSeq and is a predicted model, not a curated record.
ACGUGACCGGUGUGUCACGUGACGCCUGCCUGCGUGGAACAGCAGAGGUCAACAUGACUCGACUCAACUUAUUCCUCGUCCUUGUCUUCAGCUCGGAGGUUUGGUCCGGAUACUUGGAACAGGACCAAGAUAUAUUGAUACCAAAGGACUGGACUCAUUUGGGCCGAGUUGCUCCCACUGAGAAGCUGGAGCUGAUCUUUGCCCUGAAGCAGCAGAAUAUUCAUCUGCUUGAGGAAACACUCAGACUGGUGUCAGAUCCAGACUCUGCACAGUAUGGUAAACACCUGAGCCUGAAGCAAGUGGCCUCGCUGGUGCGUCCGUCUGCACUGACACAGAAGGUGGUGCAUGGUUGGCUGCAGAGUCACAGGGUCACAAACUGCCUGACUGUUCGCACUCAGGACUUUCUGCAAUGCACCAUGACCGCUGAGGUUGCAGAGAAGCUGCUCCCAGGUAGCAGCUUUCAGCGGUACGUCAGAGAUGACCAGUUUCUGGUGAGAUCUUCUUCUCCGUACUCUGUUCACGAUGAUGUUCAUCAGCAUAUUGACUUUGUUGGAGGGCUUCACCGCUUCCCUCCCAAAGGCAGCAACGACACCUCUGACAGGAAGAACAAAACCAUGGAAUCAUGGCAUCUCGGUGUGACUCCUAGCAUUUUGAGAACCCGCUACAACCUGACCAGUACUGAUGUGGGAUUAGUGCAGAACAACAGCCAGGCUGUAGCUCAGUUUCUGGAGCAGUACUACCACCCUGUGGACCUGGCUGAGUUCAUGUACGUGUUUGGCAGGGGCUUCCCACACCUGUGCGAGGUCGACCGUGUUGUAGGAACUCAGGGAACAGGACGAGCUGGCCUGGAGGCCAGUCUGGAUGUGCAGUACAUCAUGAGCACCGGAGCAAACAUCUCCACAUGGGUCUUUACCAAUCCAGGCCGUCAUGAGUCUCAGGAACCUUUCCUGCAAUGGAUCCUUCUGCUCAGCAACAUGUCAGACCUGCCGUGGGUUCACACCAUCAGCUACGGUGAUGACGAGGACAGCUUGUCCACCGCGUACAUGAUGCGCAUCAACACAGAGUUUGCCAAGGCCGGCGUCAGAGGAAUCUCUUUGCUCUUUGCGUCUGGUGACAGUGGAGCUGGUUGCAGACAUUUCGAUCAUGAAAUAAACUCCUUCAGACCCAGUUUUCCUGCAUCAAGCCCGUUCAUUACCACAGUAGGCGGAACUGCUUUCAAGAACCCAUAUAAGAUGACCUAUGAGGUCACAGAUUACAUCAGCGGGGGAGGAUUCAGUAACGUUUUCACGAUGCCCAACUACCAGGUCAGGGCUGUGAAGGCCUUCCUAAAGGCAGCGGGGGCCACCCUGCCUCCUCAGAAGUACUUCAAUAGCAGCGGCAGGGCAUAUCCGGACAUGGCGGCCCUGUCCAAUAACUACUGGGUGGUCGUCAACAGAGUGCCCAUGCCCUGGGUGUCAGGAACCUCGGCGUCCACGCCGGUGGUUGGCGGCAUACUGGCGCUCAUCAACGACCGGCGGUUGCUAAAGGGUCUGCCACCUCUGGGGUUCCUCAACCCUCGAAUGUACAAGCUCAAAGGGCAGGCGCUGUUCGAUGUGACUGAAGGUUGUCACCUGGGCUGUUUCGAUGAACAGGUUCAGGGGAAGGGAUUCUGUGCAGCACCUUUGUGGGAUCCUGUUACUGGCUGGGGUACGCCAAACUACCCGGCACUGCUGGCUGCCCUCCUCAGUGAUGGAACAUCCAGGUAAAACGUCCAGGGGAUUCUCCAGAAUCCC